Messenger RNA from Sinocyclocheilus grahami, 4468 nucleotides. RefSeq names its product EH domain-binding protein 1. The record is from RefSeq and is a predicted model, not a curated record. NCBI's taxonomy places the organism in Eukaryota, Metazoa, Chordata, Actinopteri, Cypriniformes, Cyprinidae. The transcript has 23 exons. Gene Ontology annotation, molecular function: protein binding. Bases 728 to 4462 code for a protein of 1244 amino acids.
UGACUGAAUGUGGGAUAGGUGAGGAAAAUGAUGGAGUCUUGACUCGUUGAGUUUGUAUGUGAAUACGAAAACAGCGCUGGAAUUUCCUCCUUUCGACUGGGAAAACCACCACUGCUUCUCGGCUUCAAGCUCCUCUGUUUGGUUGUUGCCGUUAUACAUCUGAGUAUCCAAGGAAUUUCUGUUUCGCUGCCGCUCUUUUCCCUAGGAUAGCCUGCCUGGCUAAGGUUAGCCUAGGCUGCUAGCGGAGCUCUAUGGGAAUAUCCUGCCAGAGCGGCUCUUUAGCUCGCUAGCGGGCUGAAUGCAGCCACGCGCCUCCCGCCGCAUCGGGCGCAUUCAGCCGCUACUGCUGCAGCAUUAUUCACGCGGUUUAUUGACACAUGGAAAUGAGGAAUAUUGGAUUACCAUGCACUGCUUACGUUUAUUUUGAGGGAUUUGCUGUACGGAAUGAGCUCUGUGAGAGCUGUCAAUCACCCCGGUGGAUUUAACAUGUCAUGCCAUCAUGCAGAUCUGCGAUCAUCUACACUAAUGUUUUGAUGACAAGGGAUCUGCGUGUUUUUUCCUUUCUUCUGCCUGAUUUUAAACCCCUUAAACAUCAAUGAAUGCACAAAAGCCGAUUUUGGAAAGAUACUUUUGAGAACUUUUUCAAGGAAAGGUUUUGUGAGGGCGUGGUAUCAGAACACGACAGUAUUUUAAACAAACUGUCAGCUCUUUAAAGAGGAAAAAAAACAUGGCUUCGGUGUGGAAGAGACUGCAGCGUGUUGGGAAACAUGCUUCCAAAUUCCAGUUUGUCGCCUCCUACCAGGAACUCAUGGUGGAAUGUACAAAGAAAUGGCAACCGGACAAGCUAGUUGUUGUCUGGACACGCAGGAGCCGAAGGAAGUCUUCCAAGUCUCAUAGCUGGCAGCCUGGCAUUAAGAACCCAUAUAGAGGAGUGGUGGUGUGGCCUGUUCCAGAGAACAUAGAGAUCACUGUCACACUAUUUAAGGAUCCCCACGCAGAGGAGUUUGAAGACAAAGAGUGGACCUUUGUUAUUGAAAAUGAAUCUCCGUCAGGUCGUCGGAAAGCGUUGGCCACCAGCUGCAUUAACAUGAAGCAGUACGCCAGUGCCAUGCCCACACAGACAGACGUCAAGCUCAAGUUCAAGCCACUGUCCAAGAAAGUUUUUUCCGCAACACUGCAGUUCUCCCUGUCCUGCAUCUUUCUGCGAGAGGGCAAAGCCACUGAUGAAGAUAUGCAGAGUCUGGCCAGUCUGAUGAGCAUGAAGCAAGCUGAUAUUGGUAAUCUGGAUGAUUUUGAGGAAGAGAAUGAGGAAGAUGAGGAGAACAGAGUGAACCAAGAGGAAAAGUCCGCCAAGAUCACAGAGAUUGUGAGGCAGCUGAAUGCUCUCAGCUCUAUAGAUGGAGAUCCAGAUGACUGCCUAAAGCAACCAAAUAAACCUGCCUCCUCUUCUGAAGAGCUGAUCAGUAAGUUGAACUUCCUGGAUCAGGAGGACCAAGAGCAAAGCAACAUGAGCUCUAACCUCUUCGAUGAACCUAAUGACCCGGUUGACCUUAACCCCUUUGGUGACCCGGAUGAGGACGAACCAUCUCCCGAGCCCCAUGUGCUGUCUACUAUCAAAGAUCAAGAGCCUGUAUUUGAUCAGAACACCUCUUAUCCCUCAAACCCAUUUGAUGAGGCUGACACAGAUAUGGAUUCUUCUCAACACGGGAACCCGUUUGAAGAACCUGAACCAGAACCCCAGCCUAAAGUAUCUCCACCCAGAAGCAGCAAGAGAAAGAACGUCCGUCCGGUGGACAUGAGCAAAUACCUGUACGCCAACACAACCAGGACAGAGGAGGAGGAGCUAGAUGAAUCAAACCCAUUCUAUGAGCCCAGAGCCUCCAGUGCAGCCUCAUCUACCGCAGACAGCAGCACCUCAGAGAAGAGCACCAAACGCCGGGCCCCUCUGCUUCCCAGUGCUGGACCCAAUCCUGCUGUGGCCCCUGGAGGCCCUGCACCAAAGACUUCAGCUCCUGGAGUAGCAUCCACUCCGCCUUCUCUGGCACCCUCAGCUGUCACAGCUGUGAUAGGGAGAGAGUUUGCCUCGUCCUCACCUAAGCCCAGUCCAAUUCCUAGUCCUGUUCUUGGUGGGAGGCCGAAUGCAUGUCAGUCCCUGUUGGCCUGGUGCCGUGAGGUCACGAAAAACUAUAGAGGCGUCAAAAUCACGAACUUCACCACUUCCUGGAGAAAUGGACUAGCAUUCUGUGCCCUGUUACACCACUUCAGACCCAAUUUAAUUGACUACAAGGCUCUCAAUCCUCAAGAUAUUAAAGAAAACAACAAAAAGGCAUAUGAUGGCUUUGCCAGUCUGGGAAUCUCUCGGCUUCUGGAGCCAUCUGACAUGGUUCUGCUGGCAAUCCCGGAUAAGCUGACGGUGAUGACAUACCUGUAUCAGAUCCGGGCACAUUUCAGCGGUGAGGAACUCAAUGUUGUGCAGAUCGAAGCCAACAGCAGUUGUAGCACAUACAAAGUUGGAGACUUUGAAACGGACACAAACAGUUCUAUCGACCAAGACAAGUUCUACGCCGAACUUAACGACAUUCACCGUGAGCCCACUAAUCAGGGUGCUGCAGCAACCAAUGGUGGGCAUGGUGUUAAAGAAGAGCAGGAAGUGAAGUCAGUCAUGACAAGCGGAGGAUCUGGUUCUCUAUCCGCCUUCCCAGGGGAAGUUCUAAAAGAUGUAGUUCCAUCUUUACGGGCGUCUACGGCAGACCGUGUCUCUCCAGCAGCACCAACCGUCAAUGAACCUCACCCACGACCCACCCAAUGCACCAGAACCAGCCUGGAGACCUCCACCAGCAAACCUCCCACUGCAGAACAGAAAAAACUCCUCAAAGCCGAUACACUGGACAUGGGUGACCCGUCUCACAGGCUGGAGAGAGAAAAGGAGAGCGGGCAGUCGGGUGGGUUGACCGCCGCUGACACCAGAGACUCCAGGGAGAAGCACGAGACCUCACGGCCUGGUGAAAGACAAACUGAAUGUGGGUCACCCACGUGGCAGACCGGGUCUUCUCUAACAAACACACAUAAACUGGGCUUCACAUAUAACAGAGACACUGAUCUAAUCAAGAAGAAGAGAGCGAGUUUGCGCCACUCUGAAUCUGACAGCACCUCAGACAGCAGUGCCCAGACCAACCACACACACACACCCGCUAAACUCACACAGGACGUUGUACCCGCCCCAGUGUCUAACACCAGUGAAGAGAAGGUGAAACAGAUCAUGGUUAUACAAAGUGAAACUUGGUUACACUCAAAGUUGAAUAAAAUCUCUUUCUCUGCAUUGCAGAAGGUCCUGUCUCGUCAAGAGGAGCUGAAGGAGAGGGCCAGGCUGCUAUUGGAACAGGCCCGUAGAGAUGCUGCCAUGAAGGCUGGAAACAAAAGCACCACUAAUGCACAGUCACCCACACACUCGCCACAGAUUAUUGAUGAGCGUGAUGAAGAACGGCGCAGGCAGCUGCGAGAGAGAGCCAGGCAGCUGAUAGCGGAGGCUCGAUCUGGAGUAAAGAUGGCUGAACUGCCUCUCUAUACUGACUCCACCUCUAUUGCCUGUAGUGCAGCUGGGAACAACUUAAAAGGAAGGUCAAAGACAGCUGGAGACAUGAUGGAUGGGAUGAGUGUGGAGGGUGAGGAUGAGGAGAGCAGGAGUGAUAUUGAGGCAGCGGCGGCGUCUCACACUGAUGAUGUCACUCAUACUAACCCUGAGGAGGAACUGUCGUCUUCAUGUCUAAUGGAAGAUGAUUUUACUAACUCUGCCAGUGACCUGGCCUCUCUGGGUGUAAGCAGGCAUGUGGACCUGAAGCUCAAGAAGCUCACAGAGAUCCGGCCACAUGGUGGCAGCUCCCCUUCCUCUUCAUCAUCUUCCUCAUCGCUGACGGCAUCCAGUACUUCACCCCUCAGCCCGGAAUCGGGUAGCCUGCAGAAAGCGUUCAAAGACACCAGUCAGUACGUGGUGGGGGAACUGGCGGCGCUGGAGAGCGAGCAGAGGCAGAUCGACACACGGGCCUCGCGUGUGGAGAAGCGUCUGCGCUAUCUCAUGGACACAGGCAAUAAUAAGGAAGAGGAAGAAUCCAUGAUGCAGGAAUGGUUUACGCUUGUCAACAAGAAGAAUGCUCUGAUCCGCCGACAGAACCAGCUCUCUCUGCUGGAGAAGGAACACGAUCUGGAGAGACGCUUUGAGCUGCUGAACCGAGAAUUAAGGGCAAUGCUGGCGAUUGAAGACUGGCAGAAGACGGAGGCGCAAAAACGCAGAGAGCAGCUGCUGCUGGAUGAGCUGGUCAUACUGGUCAACAAACGUGACGCACUGGUUAGAGACCUAGAUGCCCAGGAGAAAGAGGCUGAGGAGGAAGACGAACACCUGGAGAGAACCCUGGAACAGAACAAAGGCAAGAUGGCAAAGAAAGAGGAGAAGUGUGUUCUUCAGUGACGGUCA